Molecule: messenger RNA, 4800 nt
Organism: Candidozyma pseudohaemuli
Lineage: Eukaryota; Fungi; Ascomycota; Pichiomycetes; Serinales; Metschnikowiaceae
Gene: VPS15
Product: ubiquitin-binding serine/threonine protein kinase
Exons: 2
Coding region: 1-4800 (1599 amino acids)
Biological process (GO): protein phosphorylation; autophagy of peroxisome; macroautophagy
Cellular component (GO): nucleus-vacuole junction; phosphatidylinositol 3-kinase complex, class III, type II; phosphatidylinositol 3-kinase complex, class III, type I
Molecular function (GO): protein binding; protein serine/threonine kinase activity; ATP binding
Source: RefSeq, a predicted model, not a curated record
AUGGGUGUAAGUCUCUCCCUUUUAGCACCACAGGCACACACGGUGGCUCUAAGAGCCUACGUGGAUGUGUUACCCGGCUUCACCUUCCUUGAUGUACUUAACGAUAGUCGGUUCCUCAAAACCAUCAGAGCAUAUGACACAACCGACCACACUCUCGUGGUCAUCAAAGUAUUCAUAAAACCACCUGCAGUGGGCAUCAAACUUCCAGACACUGCUGAGCUUCUAGGAAAAGAGGCGCUGCUUCUAUCAUCCCAUCCAAAUGUGCAGCCCUGGCACAGAAUCAUUGAAACUGACCUGGCAGGUUACAUGAUCAGACAGCUCGUCAAGUCCAACUUAUACGACCGUCUUUCGCUACGACCUUUCCUUGUACCUGUUGAGAAAGCAUGGAUUGCUUUUCAGCUCCUCAAUACUUUGCAAUUGCUCCAUGACCAGCUAAACAUAUGCCACGGCGACAUCAAGACUGAGAACCUCCUCGUGUCGUCCUCCAAUUGGCUAGUUCUUUCGGAUUUCUCGAGUCACAUCAAGCCAGUGCAUCUUCCUGGCGACAAUCCAAGUGAGUUUGUGUUUUACUUCGACAGCUCUAACAGAAGAACUUGCUACUUGGCCCCAGAGCGGUUUUACCAGGAGAAAGCACCGGCACAGUCUGUGCUCACCAGCUCAAUGGACUUGUUUUCGGCAGGGUGUGUGAUUGCAGAGCUUUACAAUGACGGCGAGCCAACCUUUACUUUGUCUGACUUGUUUAAAUUCAAGAAAGGCGAGUUGGAGCCCAACAUCUCGAGCAUUUCGGAUAGCAAUGUGCGUCAAUUGGUAAAUACGUUGAUUAGUAUCGAGCCUUCUGACCGUUCGCUGGCUCAUGAUCUUCUUGACGAGUACAGAGGUACUUUAUUUCCAGAAUACUUCUAUGACUACUUGUACAAGUUCAUGUGUGACAUUAACAACGCCGAGCUUCAUGUGGUGGCAGAAAACAGCGACUACGUUUCGCCUAGUGAUUCCCGGUUGGAGAUGAUUUACGACUCGUUUGAGGACAUCACAAGAGCUCUCCUGUUUUCCUACGAUUCUGAUACACCUCCAGUGCGUUACUCUGGCCCAGUCUUGAAGAUAAAUUUGGGAGGUCUACCUGAAGACUACACCAUACGUAAGGUUGAACAAGAGGAGGCUGGAGCGUUGAUCUUGUUGAACACCGUGUGCUCACUUUUAGGCACCCUCAAACGCCCGGGUAAUAAAAUAAAGGCCUGUCAAAUCAUCUUGGCGCUUUCUGAAAGAAUAAGCGAUGAUGCAAAGCUUGACAGAGCGCUUCCUUACAUCUGCAGCUUGAUAGAUGAAUUUUUGGAGGAGACUGGUUUUUCUCAGGCUACAUAUACUACGAAUGAUGGCAACAAUUUCCCACCACACACCAAUCUCUCCACGAGAGUCCCUUGCGUUGCACUUUUGGCAGCCACAAAUUUGCUCGAAAGUUGUGUUUCUAUCAACGCCAUCAAUUCCCAACUUUUCACAGAGUAUUUAUCACCACUCUUGAAAAGCAUUGCAUUUCUCAGUUCAGCUCACAAGGAGGAAGUGAGGUACCUUCGUUUAACUCUUGCUACAUGUCUUCCCUACUUGGCAUCGGUAUCGGAAAGAUUUACUCUCAGCUCAAGGCAAUACCGCUCAAGCACAACCCAAUUUGCAUCAGAUGUGAGCAAUGGGGAAGCUGCCCCGGAACUGGACUCGAUAAGACAGCGUUCACUUACAGACUUCAAAGAUCUCACCGAGGCCCUUCUUACCGACCCAGAUGUUGCUGUUCGCAUAGGUUUGGUGAAUGAAAUCUUACCGCUCUGUGAAUUUUUUGGAGCAGACAAGACGAAUGACCUAAUUCUUCCACAUUUGAUUACUUACUUGAACGAUCCCAGCUACCAAUUACGUCUUGCAUUUUUAUCCUCCAUUAUCAAAAUAGGGCCUUUUAUCGGUACCUUAGCUUUCGAGCAAUACUUAUUACCCUUACUUUUCCAAACGCUAGGAGAUCACGAGCUGUCUGUCGUUCUCAAGAUUCUCGAAAUUUUCCAUCAUUUCUUAAAGGAAAAGCUCAUCAAUCCAGCUUCCGAGUUCAAUGCAUUGUCCAUAUACAAGGAGGUGCUUACCAACUGCUCUAUACUACUCCUUCAACCCAAUGAAUGGAUCCGUCAAUCGGUCCUUAAUAUAAUUUUGGUGGUGAGCGACAAUCUUCUGAAUGCUGACAGGUUCUGCUUCCUAUACCCCAUCAUCAAAAGUUACCUAUCCUAUGACAUUUCCCUCAUGAAUUGGCAAACUUUAUAUCCUUGCGUCACCAAGCCACUUCUGAAGCAGGUUUACGAGACAGCCCUCAUUUGGUCGUCAAAUGCAACAGGUAAGUCACUAUUUUGGAAACAAACCACUUUUUCUGCUAUCAACCAAAUGAACGGAAGAAGGAAGUUGGUGUCUUACUCUAAGGAUAUGGGAAAGUCAGUCUAUGUUCCCCACUCCACAAGCAGCUCAAUUGGUGAAAGCAAGAGGCUGAGUGAUAUUGCGUUGUCAUCUGAGGAUAAGCAGUGGAUUCUUAAGCUCAAAUCAGUUGGCAUGGAAGAGAAGGAUCUUUGGAAGGUGUUUGCUUUGAAAGAUCAUUUUAUCAGUCUUAAUCGCUCAAAACUUCAUGCUUCCAGCAAUAGUCAGGAGGAGUACAACAUGGCGGCGAAAGUUAACGUACCACCUAUCAAUGUCUUUUUCGAUAUAUGUUUCAAGACUGAACCAAUAGACAGCCAUGCGAAGACCAUCGAAAGCGUGCCUGCUCCUGAUGUCAGAGAGACUGGCUCCAUCCGCUCCACCAACGAAGGUAAGGGAUUAUUUUUCUCCAGCACUCAAAAAGCAAAGGCAUCAUCGCAGACAGUGGCAGCCAAUGUUCUCGGCGAGCUCGAAAUAAGUCAUAGCGAUGGUAUUGGAGCUCACAAGUCUCAUCAUCAUCACCAUCGUCAUCAGCAAACUCGAGACGCGUACCUGAUACAUAAAGUAUUCGGGGCAGGGUCAUCUAGUGUCAUCUCUGCAUCCAUGAGACACAACUACCACGAUGCCAAUCCUCACAUUUCUGAGUACCUUCGAAACCUUUCUUUCGGUCCGUCACUUGAUGAUUUUGCUGACUUCGGUUCUGUGAUCAAGAACAGUGGUGAAGCUGCAGCCUUGCCUGAAUUGAAUCUACAAGGUAUACUAGUAACUCUGAUCAAUGCCAAGAGUGACCCAAGCUCACACGAAAUCAUCACCAAAAUUGUGGCCUGUCCAACUUCAGAUUUCUUUGUCACUGGAUCAGAGGAUGGUAAAGUUAAGGUUUGGGAUGCGAGCAAAUUGGAGAAGAACACUAUGUCCAAGAGUGCUAGUCUAGUCGUUGAUUUGAAGAGUGCAGUCACGGAUAUAGUUUUUCUUCCCCAUCGUUUCGUGUUUGCUGUUUCCACCGCUGAUGGUAGAAUUCGCCUAUUCCGUGUGAUAGUAGCAAGGAAUAAAGCGAGAAAGAUCACGAAGUACACGAGACUAUUCAAGAUUCGCAGCACGGACUUGAAGGAUGGAUUUGCUACGAGCUUACAUUUUGCCACGACGAACGACAGAUCUCUCUGUGUGGCGGUCACAAGCAGCUGCAUGGUCGUCGCCAUCGACAUCAUCACACUGGAGAUAUUCUUUGAGGUUCAGAAUCCACUUAUCCAUGGUGUGCCAUCGUCCUUCCUAUUUUCGAAGAACGGUAUUUGGGUUCUUGUUGGCACAACAGAUGGCAUCUUGUGUCUCUGGGACCUUCGCUUCCUUGUACUCGUGAAAUCCUGGAGGGUGACGAUUGAUAGCUCUACCGUUCAAAAGUGCGCUAUUCGAAAGCUUAUCCUGGUUCCCAGCAGCAGCAGACUCACGGAAAAGCCUAACAGUAAUAGCUAUUUCGCAAUGAUUGGUGGACUGAGGGAUGCUGACAUUACAGUCUGGGAAAUUCCCAGCUUCGAGUGUCGAGAGAUCUACACAGCCAACACUGACAACCCUCAGAUCAAAAAGUAUGCUCUUCAGGAGAUGAAGCUGGAGAAGGAUGUGAACUUGGAUGAGCUUUUCUCGGAAUUCACCUUGGAUCUUGACAGGCCCGUGGACGAAAGUCCUCUGACGCUUGACUUGAUUCAACGUGGAGGCGUCAACCCGCAUAGUGAUGGGUACUUCGUCCUGACUACUAGCGACAGCAGCAUAAUAGUUUGGGACCUACAAGACACCAGAGCCUCCAGCCUGGUUUUCCACGACAAGAGCAACUUUGGUAGAACUCAAGUGAAUUCUAGACUAAGCGUUGCCUACGAACAAAGCACGGGUAAAACAAAUAAGAGAGGCUCGGACAUUCCACGGUACGAUGCCAUUACAGGAUUAGCAGUAAACUCCAAUAUUCCGGUCACGAUACUAACGUCAGGUUACGACACUGGAGGAAUCCCCAUCGGAGGUGCCCUUAUUCACGAAGAUGGCACUGUCUUGGGCCGUGGCCACAACCUGAGAUUCCAGAAGGAUUCUGCCACUUUGCAUGGUGAGAUCGACACUUUGGAAAAAGCCGGCCGUUUGAAAGGCAGCGUUUACAAGAAGUGCACCAUGUACACCACUUUGUCUCCGUGCAACAUGUGCUCUGGAGCUUGUAUCUUGUACGGCGUCAAGAGAGUCGUUAUUGGCGAGAAUGAAAAUUUUGUUGGUGCCGAGGAGUUGCUCCGCUCGAAGGGUAUCGAGGUGGUGAACUUGAAUGACACCAAGUGCAAGGAAUUGAUGACUCGUUUCAUUACCGAGCGUCCUCACGACUGGAACGAGGACAUCGGCGAGUAA